Molecule: messenger RNA, 1401 nt
Organism: Suillus bovinus
Lineage: Eukaryota; Fungi; Basidiomycota; Agaricomycetes; Boletales; Suillaceae
Product: acid protease
Exons: 6
Coding region: 1-1173 (390 amino acids)
Biological process (GO): proteolysis
Molecular function (GO): aspartic-type endopeptidase activity
Source: RefSeq, a predicted model, not a curated record
AUGUUUCCUUCCAAGACUCUCCUUUCUGUUAUCCUUAUUGCGCUGUCCGCUGUAGACGCAUCCCCCGUGCGCCGUCAAGCUGCGCCAACUACCCUCAGCUUCACCACUAGGGUGAACGUUAGGGCUAAUACUCUCAGCAUCGUCGCUGCCGAUAGGGCUCGCGCUCAGGCGAUGGUGCAUUCUAAUAACACGAGCAAGCGUGCUGGCAGCUCCUCGUUCAGCAUAUCUAAUGCUAUCACUACUUAUACUGCCCAAGUCGGUGUCGGCAGCCCUGCAACUCAGUAUACGCUCCUCAUUGAUACGGGCAGCUCCAAUACCUGGGUGGGUGCAAGCACCCCAUACAAACACACCAGUACCAGUGUGGAUACUGGUAACUCUGUCUCUGUCUACUAUGGUUCCGGCAGUUUUUCAGGAGAGGAAUACACGGACACAGUUACUCUCGUCGCAAGCCAGGUACAAGGCUUUAACAACAUUGAUGGAAUUCUUGGUGUCGGACCGACUGACCUGACGGAGGGCACCGUUUCCAACGUUGGUUCAGUCCCCACGGUCACCGACAACCUCUACAGCAAAGGCACCAUUGGCACCGAGGCACUUGGAGUCUACUUUGUUCCAGGUGGCGGUGCCGGCGAGCUCACCUUUGGUGGCUCCGACAGCUCAAAGAUGACGAGCUCAGUGAAUUACGUCCCUCUCACAACCACAUCACCUGCCAGCAAUUACUGGGGCAUCGAUCAAUCGAUCACCUACGGUAACACCACCAUUUUGUCCGCGACUGCUGGUAUUGUUGACACUGGCACCACCCUCAUUCUCAUCGCUACUGAUGCAUUCCGAAAGUACCAAACUGCUACUGGUGCUGUUUUGGAUAACACCACUGGUCUCUUAAUGAUCACCUCUGCGCAGUAUUCUAACCUGCAAACCUUAAACUUCAACAUUGAUGGUACUAACUACGGCCUCACCCCCAACGGCCAAAUCUGGCCCCGUUCCCGUAACACUGACAUCGGUGGUAACAGCAAUAGCAUCUACCUUAUUGUUAAUGAUAUUGGCUCCAGCUCUGGCAGUGGUCUCGACUUCAUCAACGGUUACUCAUUCCUUCAACGCUUCUACUCUGUUUUCGACACCACUGAACACCGAGUCGGCCUUGCAACUACUUCAUCUACUACUGCAACUUCCAACUAGAACAAUAGUGUAUUUAUCUGAUGCUCAUACACAUAGUGCGAAUAUUUAUAUCAGAGGAGGUGUAUUUACGGGAGUCGGUAGAGGUAUUGGUUAUUAGGGUAUUUUGUGUAUACGGGUCUGUUUAGAAUACGCAUGCCAUUCAUUGAGAUUAAUAUCCCACAAUCAUUACUUCCUCAUGUUUACAAGGUUGCUGAUAUACCAAUUGUGUUUGAACAAACAGCGAUGUGU